AUGCCAGCUCCAGGUGUCUACAUCCUUGCCUUCGUUGGCGUAGCAGCCGUUGGAUACGCCUUCCAUGAGUUCGUAUACGAGCCCCAUAUCGCUCCGAAGAUAGAGCUCUGGGCAGAGGAGUUCAUCGCACGCCGCAAGGCCGGUAGACUAAGGAAACAGGGGCCAGUCUCCGCCCCUCAGCACCCUGAGAGUAGGACCCGCAGGAACAAGCCAAACGAUUCCAGCGACGAGGGCUCUGACAACGAUGAUGGCUGGGAUAAGAAGAGAGGGGGCCGCCGAUCCUCAUUCGAGCUCGAGAAUCUUGUCGCUAAAGAGCUGCAAGAAUGGCGCAGCGAAACGGGAUCAAACGUACUCAGGCAAAGGAAGCCUGCUGCGUCGACGUCGUUCAAUACAUUAGACGAGUCCAACAUCUCUAUCCCCUAUUCUACAAUAACCCCCACACACGUUCUCUUUGGCGACUCCGAGCCGUCCACCCCGACAUCCUCAAUCGGUCGCAAUGUCGGUCAGUCAUUCACUACAGCGCUCCCCCGCAAGCCGUCCCAAUCGACGCUGCGCACAGCAUCGCCUAGCACGGGCCCCACAUUUCUUGCAGAAUCCCACACUUCAGCAUCAUCCGACACGCCUUCUUUCAGCGCUGGUCCGUGGGUUGCGCAGCAGAUCGACCUGGCUAAGCGCUUCGAAAAUCAAGGCACUAUUACUCAGGAUCUGAACGCUGACGCCCACAGCGUUGGGAGCUGGUCCCGGUCUUCGACACCCUUCUCUCACGCAUCCUAUUACUCAAAUGUCCCAGCACGGGAACCGAGUAAUAUAACACAUCAACCAUCCCCUAUCGUUGGGGCAGCUUCCCCUCCCCCUGUUUUAUCAUAUGGUCGUGAACCCUCGUCUGGAACUUCCUCGCCCAACGAUUCACCAAUGCAAAGCAUAUCUACCUUUACCUCCCCCGUUCAGCCUCAGCUCAACAUAUCUUCUCCGAACUCGCCUAUCGCACCUUUGGCGUUCUCCCCAACGAUACCGUCCCUCUCAUUUACUGCUCGCGCUCCUUCUUCAGACGAGGGCGACUUGGUUUCGCGUCCAUCCUCCUCGAUGUCAUUCCUUUCCGACUUGCAGACUGCUUCUUCGGGUCCAUCGGAGCUUUCUUUUACGCACGCCAGCGAUCAUUUGAGCAGUUUCGGAUCGUUCGAUGACGAUGAUUUGCUAUCUGUUGGGAGUGGGGAUGGUCCCGCUCAUGGUCCUGAAAGACCUCGAACAUAA
Molecule: messenger RNA, 1251 nt
Organism: Pleurotus ostreatus (oyster mushroom)
Lineage: Eukaryota; Fungi; Basidiomycota; Agaricomycetes; Agaricales; Pleurotaceae
Exons: 3
Coding region: 1-1251 (416 amino acids)
Source: RefSeq, a predicted model, not a curated record